UAUCCCCUCCUAAGGUAAAGCCCAACUUCGCACAUUGCACACCACCGCAACUCCCGCUCGUCCCCCGCUUCUUCUCCGCCAUGUCGGGCGAUCGCAAUGCCGGCCGCCGCCUGCCCGUCGACGCGCUGGCGGGCGUGAGUCCCGCCGACAUGGUGCGCCUGCUGGGACAAGCGCUGGUGCAAACCGACUCCGCUCGUCCCGGGUUUUGCUACCACGCUGUGCGGAAGGAGUUUGCAGAACUGCUCUCUUCCUCCGCCUUCCCCCCUCUCCGAGAGGCCACCCUCCCGACUCAUGCUAUUUCUUGCGCGAAUCAACCAGCAGAGGUCACUUCCAUCACCAGCAGCAGCAGCAGCAGCAGCAGCAGCAGCGGCGGCAGUGGCGGUGGCGGUGGCGGUGGCAGCAGCAGCAGUGUGGCCUACCCUGGUCCAGUGACGUACGGUAUGCUGUGCGUGCUGUCCAUGCUGCAGGUGCAGGGCCGGGAGGGGGGACACGUGGCGCAUGGCGAUACGCUGCUGCACCUGGUGCUGGCAGCGCUGGAAGGCGUCACCGCAGGGACAGGGGCAGAGGCAGCAGGUGCAACCGCCGAUGCAGCAACACUUGCAGUACCAGCAGCAGCAGCACCAGCAGCACCAGCAGCAACACUUGUAGUACCAGCAGCAGCAGCACCAGCAGCACCUGCAGCACCUGCAGCACCUGCGCCAGCAGCAGCGGCUGUGGCAGCAGCAGAUGGGGGUAUUGCGUCCAGAGUUGUAUCAGAUGAGCUUAUAGCGAAGCGGCUUGCCUGCGGCAUGUUCUGGGGUGCCAUGAGGAGUGCGCAGGAAGCAAAACGAGCAGCCAGGGGGAAGAAAGCAGACAAGGAGCCAUCCUCCUCUGAGUCAGAGGGAAAGGAGCCGCAGUUGGGAAACGCACAUGCUGCUGCUGCUGCUGCUGCUGCACAGGUGCGGACGCCCGAGGCUGCUCUCCUGGCCGCGCUGUUAUAUCACUCCCUGGUUGACGCUAGCAGCAGCGACAGCAGCAGUGGCAGUGGCGGCGGCAACAAGGGAGUGGACUCGUGGGACUUCUCUGCCCUGCGGCCGCGCGUGCUGGUGCGGCUGCUGGCAGUGGCGGAUGUGUCCAUACGAGACCUGGAAGACUACGUGACCUCCAUGGGACUCGUGGUGCCACUAACAGAGGUGCAAGUAGAGGGAGACGCAGCGACAGGAGAGGUUCCUGCUGCUGCUGUCUCUGCUGCUGCUGCUUCUGCGGCUGCUGCAGCUGCUGCUCCCGAUUCUGCUGCCUUUGCUCCUGCUCCUCCCGUAGCCCCAUCCCAGCAACAGCAGGGCACCCCGCCCUCAACAACCCCAGCCCUAGAAGAGGUGAUUUUUGUGUCGACUCCAAAAUCUGCUCCUCCCGCAGCCCCAUCCCAGCAGCAGGGCACCCCGCCCUCAACACCACCAGCCCUAGAAGAAGUCCGCGCGUACCUGCGCCUGCUCGUGUCCCGCAAAGCCUACCCAGCAGCGGUGGGCCUGAUGAAACAGCUGCACAUGAGCGAAGGCCGGUCAGGGGAGUUUUUACUGGAUAUGGUGGAGAGGGGCCAGGUGGAGCUGGCGGCUGACUGGGCCAAGUUCCUUGGUGCUGACACGUGUCGCGCUCUGAUUCGCGCGUGCAUGCAUCGCGAGCUGUUCAAGGCAGCGUAUAAGGUGGUGGUGCGGUGCGAGAUGAAGGAGGAGUUUCCCGAUGCAAAGACCGAGUACAGGAAGAGCUCUCUGCGCAAGCUAGCGGACAAGUGCAUGUGGGAAGUGGCAGAGAGCCUUGUGGGGGACGAGCCCGACCUCCUGGACUACCUGCUGCAACUGGCGGUGGAGUCCGGGGAGGCGGAAUUCGCAUCCUCCCUGUGCACCCAGCACAACGUGCCCGUGCCACCUGCUGUGCAAGGCGCAUUGGCAUCCGAGGCCCCCACACCCGUGCUCUCCCUCCCUUACCUUCUCCAGUGGGGCACCAAUGGAGGGCAGGGGGGGGAGGCACAAGAGCAGGAGCGCGUGGGGAGUGCUGCUGACACAGCAGGUGCAGGUGUGAUGGAGAUGGGGAAGGUGGAAAAUGGGGAGGAGAAGAAGCAGGAGCAGGAGGAGGAGGAGAAGAGGAGGGAGGCGAUAGUGAUGGUGGAUAGUCUGGCGAGUAUUGAGCGCAUGGGGGCGGUGUUAGGCGGGGAGGGCGUGGAUGCAGUGGGCUUUGACUGUGAGUGGAAGCCCAAGACGCAGAAGGGCGCCCGGGCCAACAAGGUGGCCAUUCUCCAGGUGGCCACGCGCUGUCAAGCCUUCCUCAUCGAUCUCAUCACCAUCACUGCCUCUCCGCCUCUCUCCCUCGCUCUCAACUCCGUUCUCUCCCACCUCUUCACCGCUCCACACAUUGUGAAACUCGCCUACGGCGCCGCAAACGACCUGCGUCUGCUCGCCCGCUCCCACCGCACUGCCCUCCCCGCCGUCUCCUCCUGCCACCCCCUACUCGACCUCCAGCCCCUCGUCCCUCUCCUCUGGCCGCUAACGGGGGACGAGACCCCCAAGGGCGGGCUCAAGGGGGUGGUGCGGAGCGUGUUUGGGAAGAGGAUGAGUGCGCGAGUACAGAUGAGUGAUUGGGAGGCGCGGCCGCUGAGUGCAGCGCAGGUGGAGUACGCGGGGCUGGAUGCCAUGGUGCUGCCGCAUAUCUACGACCGCUGUGCCCGUGUGGCUGCAGUGCAUGCUGCUGAGGCGUUGGUUGCCUCUUGCAAGUCGUCCUUCCACAUCCACGGCGCCAUCCCCGAAGUCGACGACGACGAGGGCGACCUGGCCUAUCUGGUGGGGCAGGAGCGGGUGGCCGCUGCUGCUGCUGCCGCUGGGCUCGCCCCCAUGCCAGGAUCCUCCCUGGAAGAGAUAUUAGCUGCCAAGGAGAGGCAGGCCAAGGGAGAGGGGGAGAAGCGGAAGCAGGGGAUGGCCUUUGAGGCGUCUACGGGGCGGAUGUUAGAGGGGGAGGGGAGGGAGGCGAAGGGGGAGGGGGAGACGCGGCAGGGGGAGGGGGAGCAGCAGUUGCGGCAGGGAAAGCAGAAGCAGGGGAAGCAGGAGGAGGAGACGAAGGAGGAGCCUCACACCAGCCCCACUCCCCCCACUUCCACAACCCUCACCGCUGUCCUAACUCCAGUAAACGCUUUUGCCAUCUGGACCACCGACCAGGUGCAAGCAGCGUGCAGAGGCGGCACUGCUGCUGCUACUGCCCUCUUGAGCCGCUUCCCACAGCAGCAGCAGCAGCAGCAGCAGCAACCACUCGUUAAGGACCCCCUAGAAUCGCUCCGGUCUGAUGGGAGACCACGACCAGGAGCCUUUGAGGCGCCUCAGAGUGGGACUGGAGGGGGGCUGCUAGGUGUUCAAGGGGAGGAAAGUGCCUGUUGCAGUGGGGAGGGUGCGGAGCAGGAGUGCUUGGAAACGGCCCAAGGGAGUGAUGAGGAGGUGGAGGAGGAAAGGGAGGGUUAUGGGGGUGAUGAUUACGAUAGUGGUGGUGGCAGCAGUAGUGGCAACAACAGUAGCUGUGGUAGCAGUAGUGGCACCAGCGGCAGUAGUGACAGCAGUAGUGACAGCAGUAGUGACAGCAGUAGUGACAGCAGUAGUGACAGCAGUAGUGACAGCAGUAGUGACAACAGUAGUGACAGCAGUAGUGACAGCAGUAGUGGCAGCAGUAGUGGCAGCAGUAGUGACAGCAGUAGUGGCAGCAGUAGUGGCAAAAGCAAUGGCAGUACCGGUGGCAGUAGCAAUGGCAACAGCAGUGGACCCAAGGAUGUGGAAGGUCGAGGCGAAGCUGGGGAAGCAGCAGCAGCAGCAGCAGCGGUGCAAGGGGGAAUGGAUGUGGUGCCGCUUAUGUGUGUUGCUGUCACUCACUCUGCACCUGCCAUCCCAGGGACCGUGAAGUCAAAGGUGCAGGAGUGGCAGCAGGGCUGGGGGCUGCCCAUCCCUGCAUACUCCACAGUCAACCUUUCCACGCACUGGCUCUGCGACGCGCUGCCCUCCCUGCUGCACGUGCCCUCCUUGCCAGUAACCGAGCCCAUGGACCACAAGCCAUGGUGGGUGAGCGGCCCUGGCGCCCUCCUCCCGCGCUUCGUGUCCCAGGUUCGCGUUCAGGUGCUCAGGCGGGCGUUGCGAGGGUCAUUUCCAGGGGAGAGGGUAACAGAGGGCCACGGGGGGGCAGGCGAUGGGAGAGGCGGUGAGGGGAAAGACGGCGAGGGGAAAGGCGGCAAGGGGAAAGGCGGUGAGGGGAAAGGCGGUGAGGGGAAAGGCGGCGAGGGGAAAGGCGGCGAGUGGCAGUGGCAGUGGAAGUGGGAGCGGUUUAUGGGUCUGCCGGCAGCAGCAGUGAAGGAGGCGGAGAACAGAGCGGCGUUUGCGGCGCUGCAGGCACUGGUGGGGCCAGAGGAGGCUGAGUUUCUGGCGUUUGACGACCUCCUGCACUCACAGGGCGCUGCAGCUGUGGCGCUUCGUUGUCCUCCCAGGCUUGCACCGGAUAUCAUCAUUGCCAUUGUACCAGCAGCAACAUCUGUCAAUCUGAACGCCAUUGCUGCUCAUUUUGGCCUCCUCCCAAGUUCCCUCUCUUUCCCCCUUUCCUCGACUGCAGCCGCCCUUACCGGCUUCCACAGUGAAUCCCUGCCUCCCCUGGGCUAUACCCAGUCAGUCACCACACUGGUCGAUUCCUCCCUCCUCCUCCACCUCCGCCUUCCCUCCGCGCCCUGCCCCUCGCCCUCUUCAUCUUCAUCCCCCACCGACUCAUCUUCUCCUGUAAUCUCCGUUGCCACUAGUGCAAAUGAUUCCCAGCAGCAGCAGCAGCAGCAGCAGCAGCAGCAGCAGCAGCAGCAGCAGCAGCAGCAGAGUUACCACCAGGAGGAGCACAAUGAGACCGUGUUCAUGCUGCCUGCUGGUGACUCGGACCACUGGCUGUUCAUCCGCCCUCAGCCGCUCCUCCGAGUCACGCAGGCCAUCCCUGUGCCCAACCUCGCUCUCCCAUGCUCCCCUGCUCCUCCCUCCUCUCCCUCCCCACUCCCCACUCCCUCCUCUCAUCCCUCUCCCUCCCCUCCUUCCUCUCCUUCCUCUUCUGCCUCCUCAAUUGCAUCCUCGCUUUCCACCGAACCUCGCACCCAACCUCCCGAUUCGAUUCCUCCUUCAUCCCCCUCAUCAUCUUCCUCCUGCUCUCCCACGUCCGUCCCACCACCCCCAACUGCAUCUGUCUCUUCCCCCGCGCUUCCCUCCCACCCCUCAUCCCCGCGCUCUGUCUCUCCAUCCGCUCUCAACCCCUCUCCACAGUCAUCCCUUGAAACCUCCUCUCUCUAUUCCUCUCCUCACUCUAUUCCCUCCUCUGCUCACACUGCCACCUCUCACCUCGCUACCUCUACCUGUCACACAAGCAGCAGCCCUCUUGUUUCUCGUCGUGCCAUUCUAUCUGCUUGCGCCGUGGCCGUGUGUCCCCUGGGCCUCUCCUUGUGGGCUGCUGCCGCUGCUACUGCCGCUGCUACUGCCGCUGCUACUGCCGCUGCUACUGCCGCUGCUACUGCCGCUGCUACUGCCGCUGCUACUGCCGCUGCUACUGCCGCUGCUGCUCCAACAGCUGCUGCUCCUACUGCUGCUGCUGCUGUCGCUGCUGCUGCUGCUGCCGCCGCCGCUGCUGCCGUUGCUGCUCUCUUACACACACCAUUGCCCAUACCUGCACCAUUACCAACCAUCCUAGGUUUAGCACCAGCAGGAAUUACUGCCGCACUCGCGCUAGCCACCACCACCUCCCUUCCGUCCCCCACCCUACGCUGCUAUCUCCACAGCAUCAGCAGCCGCUCUGAUAGGCACUGCCUGCCACACAAUGGAAAGGGCCUUUCCCGCAGGCACACACCUGCCAAGACUCACACCUGCAUGCAUACCCCAUCAAGCCACUCCCACUCUCACUCACACUCAUGCACAGCAACCAUUCCUUAUGCGCUCCCAGGUGUUAGGCUCGUUGCUGGUGCGCACAUCAACUCCCCAAUCACUGUACAUGCUCCACAGAGUAGCAGGCUUGCAACCCGUCCAGGUUCCCUGAAUCUGCAGCAGCGGGGUUGUCACAGCAGCAGGUGGUUGGCAGUGACACAGGGAUCCAGGACACAGGAGGAUUCGGAAAGUGGUUUUCCGAGGAGGGGGUUCAUCCUCCCUGUGCCGCUGCCUGCAACGGGCUCGUUUCAUCAGGGUUUCAGGGGCGUGAGUUACAUUAGGCAGCCCACUGGUGGAGUGAAAAUGCUGGCGCCGCCCCUCGCUUUGCUGUAGACAAGGGGAAGCGGACACAGGAAGUGUGCGGAUGCGUAUUUUGAGAAUGCUCAACGGUAGGUGUGCCUGCAACACCCAGGGGAAGCGGACGGAGGUGUGUGCUGAUGAACAAUUGUGCGGGUCGAAUCCUGGCUUAGCAGGAUCGUAGUGGAUCACUGGAGCGGGGUCAGUGGGUGGGGUGCAGGCCUCAAAUUUGAAGGGUGUUUCACCCUGAUUGCCCUUGCCAGCGGCCGCUUUUUCAGGAUCACCCUGAUUUUGUGAGGGCAUUUUUUCUGUGACCCUUAGUCAAAAAGUGUAA
This is a messenger RNA of Closterium sp. NIES-67, 6573 nucleotides long. Lineage: Eukaryota; Viridiplantae; Streptophyta; Zygnematophyceae; Desmidiales; Closteriaceae. The record is from the annotation of a GenBank genome assembly.